CGUCAUGAAGAAAAAAUGUCAUAAUAUUUGACAUUCGAUUUGUGUUGAAUGUCAAAUUUUUAUAGCCAAAAACGGUGGCAGUUAAUUCCCUUUUAUUUAUUACAAUGGGAACACGUCAGGCAUGUGAAAUGUGUUUAUCUGUUUUAUUUUAUCCUUUGACGCCUCACAUUUAUCAUAGGAAAAAAAAUCAGCAAUGCGAAUAGCAAACAUCGACACAAUUUUUUUAAUGAAUAUCUGCGUCGCAAAGACGUUCGGUAUUUCCGUGAAAAACAUCAACAAUAACAACAUGCAAACAAAAGAGAAAAUUAAAUUUCUUGAAUGAAAUGAAAUAUUUAUUGAUGACUUCCAAUUAUUAGGCACUCCAAAUCUGUUCAGAAUUUUUUUUUCACACAUUGUUAUAAAAAAAAUCGUACGAUUCUCCUCCGGGAAUUAUUUUUUGGCUCGUGGAUGCUUUUACUGCGCUCGAAAGGAGGUACAUUAUGAUAUAAACAGGACUAUUGGCGAUGAAAUUUCGAUGUUGCAUUAUUAAUUUUGAUUUAAGAUCGAAUUUCAUUAUGACAUUAAUACAUAAAAUAUCAAGAGUGUGUCUGUGAUUAUGACAGACGAACUGCACCCCUCAGACCCCAGGGGAAACCAGUAAUAACAGUUACCCCUCUGUGGCCCCUAGUGAAACCUUCCAGGCACUCGGUCCUGCUUCCUUUUUUCUAUUCUUUGGGGUCCAAUGGGUAGUUCACACUGUUGUGGCACUGCCAUCUACAAGCUAGGGCCCAGAUGGUCAUUAGCCGUUCGAAGUUUAAAUAGAUCACUACCACACAGGACCCACGCAAUACUUCCGUUUUUUUCCGUGUGUUUUUCGCUCGUAAAAGUGAAUAAUCAAAGUGAUAAUGAAGGGAAAAUAUUGUUUAGUUUAUUGGACGGAGACCAAAGAAAUUAGUGUAUUAUUGACGAAGGAUAUCCCUACGAAAAAACGCCAGGAGGGUGUCUCCACCAAGUUAUUGUGGAAGGAUGCCACGACCAACAAAGCGACUUUAUGGGACGCGAAAAUUUUACGAUUCCACGAUGACCCGAUAUUUCUGAAUAAUUUGGAGGUUCAACGGAAAAAUGGUACUGUAAUAAACUCCAAGCCAAAAGCUUUCACACAAAAAGCUUUCCUACAAAAAAGGAGGCUUGCAAAGCAACGGGCCAAAAGAAGAGCUAGUGUUGACUAUGACCACCAAAAAGAAAUUACUCAACAGCUACCAAUGUUCGAUAAUUCCUCGUUCAUUCCGACUUCUCUGAGCUCCCAGAUUCCCCAUGAUCAGAGAAUUCCCAUGACCAAUGGUCAUAGAAUCAGUCAUAAUGGUCAACUAUCUCCUGCUCCACAAAGUAAUGGACGAAGCGAUAAUGCAGCUCAGGAAAUGCCAUCUACGUCCUCCAUAAUGAUAGCGAGAGAGCUUCCCAUUAUGGCAUAUCAAAAGGAGAAAUUACAUCAACACCAAGUGAAGCGUGAGUCAUUCGAUGGAGAAAACUCCAUUAUCGAAAGCUCGGAAGAUGGUAAUUCAGAGGAUCGAGGAUCAGACGACGAGGCGCGAUGUUCGAGACGUCAAAAUGGUCAUAAUCAGAGUUUUGGUUGUGAUUGGUUCUACGGGAUGAGGCCUCCUACUCGAGAAGUCAUUGCCUAUUUGAAAGCAAUGGUUCAACAUCUGGAGAUGAUGAGGGAAGCAGAAGAAAAUAAAGCAAUGGAACGAAUAAAAGAGUUUUAUGAUGAGGCACACACGUGCGGCAUGGGCAAGAUGGAAAUCCAUCCUGAGAGCAAUGUUUUCAUCGAUAAACAGACAAUGACAUUGGCAAUGGAGGAUUUCAACCACAAUCACGAUUGGAAACAACUGACAAUAAAUCUUCUGGUCGGAAUUUAUCAUGACACAUUGGAGUAUAUGUCUGUGGAAGAAAGCGAAGGCAAAAUCCAGGUUCCUGAGGACAUUUUGAGGGCUGUCAAGGAAGUCAUUGACACUCGAGGAAGUGCUGAUAAACUAAUCCACGUUGACGACGAGGUCUUCAUUAAACACGUGAGAAAAAUAUGUACUAAUCACAAGCGCCAUUCAUACAAUCAUUGAGGAAGAUGAUAGAAGUGAACGCGUUGCAACUGGUUACAUUUAAUCCGUUAUUUCGUCCAAGCAACAAUCAGUGUAUGCAAAUUCUAUAUAAUCCUGACCAUAUUAUUAUAGGGAUAUUUUUGGCUAAUGUGUAAAUUGUAUAGAAAGCUAUUGCCAAAUAUCAACCAAAUAUUUUUGUAUGUUAAUUCCGAUCCGUUUGACACAAAAAAUGUUUAUGCACAUUUUUAUCAGAAACAAAAUUUUGACAUUUUUGAAUAUAAAUAAUAUUGAAUGCAUUCGGAAUUAACUGUGAAUGAGGCACCAUGGAUUUUCACCUUCCGAAGAGAUUAUUUCUCGAUCUUUUAAAUAUUUCUUUGUCCUUUAUAAAUUUGAAACACCUGAAACUGCACUUAUCACAAGCUUUCCUUCUAUUUGCGUACAAUUUGGGUCUUGAGGAGAACUACAUGAAUAAUUUCUCACAUAGAUUACGAAUAUUAUAUAAGUUUAUUUAUUGACAAAUAUUUUCUUACUUAACUGACUAUGUCAGUUAAUUCUACAAAUCAUUGUUCAAAAUCAUUCUGGAAGAUGAAUUAUCUUCACUUCGGCGGAUUGAAUUCUUUCCACUAUUUUAAUGCUUUGAAUGUCUAUCAGGAGUAAGUAACUCCCGGACUUCAACGCAGUGUCCCUUUGUGUUACAGGUGUAUCUGACACCUGGUUCAGCGCCCAGGUUACAUUUUUCAGGUGUGCAGUGCCAUUGUUCUGUAAUGAAAAAUUUAUGGUAUCCAAAACUGAUUCACAAUUCGUACUUGAGACUUGAUUCCAAUGACUAAAAUCGUGGGACUGUAACAUUCUAAUGAUUUAAUAUGUUACAUCCAACAAUGGCUUCCAAAGAUUUGAAAAAUUGAAACGAUUCUGCCACUUUUUGGGAAAUAAUGGGGGAAAUUUUUACAUACCAGCGCUGUCAUCAUCGUCAUCGUCGGUUUCCACUGGCUGCAGUUCGCGACACUCGCCCUUGAUACAAGUCCAAAUCUUGUUAUUCCCAUAUAACUCCUGACAAUCUUUCACCCUUUUACAUUCUUUCUUACCUAAAAUUUAUAAAAAACUCAUGACGAAUUGACAAAAAUUAAAUGAAUUAUGCGAAGACCACAGAAAGCAGUCCAUCAAUUGUUAAACAUUCAGUUUUACAAUAUAUAAAUUUUUUUAGGCAUAAAAUUAUGAACAACUUACCAAGACGAUUAUACAGAUUAUUCUCUUUUGCUUGGUAGCCUACGUAUUUUGCCGAUGCCAACGCGAACAUCACAGCGGCAAAAAUCAGGAAAAUUGACAGACACUUCAUUGUCGAGGUGGGAAGUAAAGUCUUAUUGUUCGUUGAGAUCUAGCGACGACUAAGCAUACAUUUCCACUUUGACAUCGCCCUUAUAUACCCCCAGAAUUCAAGACGCGAUAUACCGAUGCCUUGAUGUGAAAUAAAUGGGGAAUUCUCCCGAGGCGAACUGUGAAGCCUAAUCCCAACUUCCACCUAAGAUUAGGAACUUGCUUCGGGACUUCGGGUAAUUAUUAGCAGAGUGUUGAAGCGACAUUAUUUUCUAUUUUUUUUUAUUUACACAGUCUUUAAGUAGAAGACUCCAGUCACAUAGACUUUGUAUUUUGAUCGAUUUAUUGUCUGAUCGGAGGACAAGUGUAGUUCUGCAAAUGGAUAUUUUUUUAUUUACACGAUCUUCAAGUGGAAGACUCAAGUCACAUAGAUUUCUAUUUUGAUGGAUUUUUUGUCUAACAAGAAUUCAAAGUGAAGCUUUGAAUGAGAAUUUCGGGCAUUUGGUUCUCUGGAAUGAAGACGAGUGGCAAAAUUAUACAUUUUUUCCCAGUGAGGCCCAAAACUCCUGGACAUAAUCUGGUGAAACUGAUUUUCUCACAUAAUUUUCGGACUGUUAAUUCCUUAGUAGUGUCAUAAUUGCGGAAUGUUUAUAUUGCUCCGAAUGAAGCCUCCGUCUGCAUUAAUUUAUUUUUUGUUGAUGCAGAACGGAAGUCCAAAUCAAAUUAAAAAUUAUUCAUUUUCAAGUGCGUCGCAAAAAUAUUGCUAUUUAAUAUUUUUCGCAUUCCUCCUAGACCUCAUCAUACAUCGGGCAUUGCUCUACAUAAGGGAUCAAUGAACAAAGAAAAUGUUAAUAAUCUCUCAAACCUAUUAUCAAUAAACUAUUUUUUAAUUCCAUACUAAUGAUUAGUGGAGAAAAUCACAUUUUGAUUAUCUUUCUAUCCGAUAAUGAAAAAGAAUAUUUCUCAUCACCUAAUUAUUGAAUUGCGGCCUAGUAGACUGUGAUUAUCUUUCUAGUAGUGGGCAAAAAUUCCUUCUAAUUUCUCCCCUUUUUCGCGGACUUCUUGGCGAAGAUCACUUCAUUCGCCAAUCAUCGGACCCUUUCAUAAAGACCCCAUGAACUGUACAGUAACUGUAAGUUACACUAUCAGGUUGGCAAAAGGUCAAAAUUCUCGGUGGUAAUAUGUGAUUAAACUGGUAAUUAAAAUUAAUGCCACUACCAUUAUCGAAUCACAGGCUCAUGAAAAAUGUAUUUAGCUCGGUGAAUGAUCCAAGAAGUAAUCAGAAUAUAAUUGUCUUCACUAAUCAUUAGCAUGGUAUAGAAAAUUUGUUCGUAUGGUUUGUGCAUCAUUAUGAAUUACUGAAGCAAUUAAUUGACGGGCUAUUAAUUUCCUCGCUAUCAUUUUCCAAUUUCACCUUAAAAAUUCUUCGGAUAUCACAUUUUUCAUCCGCUUUGUCCUCGCUUUUCCUUAUGAAAAGAAAAUUUAAAAAUUGAUACUCCGGGAAUUUUCUAAAGUCCAUUUUUUCGUUUUUCGCGUUUUUCUCGGCUCCUGGGCCUCCUAGAGCAAAACGGGCCCGGAUUUGGCAUCACACCGUUUUUCGACCAUAUCUUUGGAAAUAUCAUACCUAGGACAAUUUGGCUGGCGCCAUUGGAUUCGUGAGACGAUUUCCGAUUUUUCUAGGGCUCGGAAAAUAAUCUAAAAUCAAUUUUUCCAUUUUUCGCAUUUUCUGUGCUCCUGGGCUUCCGUGGUAAUGCCUUACCGACGGACACGUUCACCAAAGUAGUUUCAGCGCCACCGCUACGACAUUUUCCGGUUGAAGCCGCUCCAUAAGCGCCAGAGUUCUCUUGUAUAGUCUCUGGUUUGUUUGCAUAUUUAAGAUAAUUUUUUUUUUUGAUUCAAUGCUCUAUGAUGUCCAAAUAGCCCUGAAUUUUUCAAUUUUAUGUGGGAAACUCAAAAACGGGUAAAUAAUUUCACACAUUGAUUAUUAUAGCUUAAUUGAAUUUAUUUACAACUAUUUUUAUUAUCAUAAAUAUUGUCUGGAAGCUUCAAAUCUCGUUUCGGUUUCAUGAAUUGAUUGAUUUUAUGGAUUUCAGAUGACUUCAUUUUACUAUUUCCAUGACUCCUGAUCUUGGGAGUAUUAUAAUGAAUUGUGUGGCACAAUCGUGCCAGGAGCACGUGCCGGAUGAACUGGAACACAUAGUCCUUGCGGACUACAAGUGUAUCGGAAACCUUGCAAGGCGCGGUAAUUGCACUUUUCUUCUGUGCAUGUCCACAAAUCUGUAAUAAUGAGUUUAUAGUAUAUACUAAAUUAAUUCGAGUUCAGAACUUAAUUUUAGUAACGACAAUUCCGUAAUCGAAAAAAAUAGAACGGCUCUCCGUAUCUCAAAUCUCAUUAUUUAUACGUACCAGAGAUGCUUUCGUUAGGGGCCUUGUCACUCUUUUCCUGACAAACACCCUUGAUGCAUUCCCAGGAUCUCUUUGUUCCGUACAACUCCUGACAAUUAUCAGCGGUUUUGCAUUCUCUUUUACCUGAAUUAAUAACGAUGAUAAUAAAUUUCAAAUUAAUUAUUCUGUUGAGUGGUCGUCUACGUGCAGUUGGAAUUCUUGAAAAUCGUUCAGCGAUCACAUUUGUAAAUGAUAAAUGACAAUAAUCAUUUAAUAGCUAGUAUUACGAAUCAAUUACUCCCAAUUUCAACGUAGUAAUUAUUUCGUAGUGGGCGUGUCAGAGGUAUAUAACAUGCGUUAAUAUAAAGAGAGGGUCCAAAGAAAAAAUUAUUUUACUCUCAUUGACGUUUCUUAAUGAAAAGUGGGUUCUUAAGGACUGGUAGUAAAAUACACAGCUUUGCAGCCAGACGAAAAGCAAUUUUCUGGCAAAUGAGCUUGCAGCACUUACCAAAGACUACUUAAUGUUAUCGGCCAAUUAAUUAACAUUAUGAGCAUUUGGGGAAUGUGCUGGGUAGAAAUUCAGAGACAUGCUUCUCAAUGUUGAGUUCUCCAUUAUAUAAUUUAUUGAAUUAAAAAAUUAUAUAACACGUACCUUUAAGAUUAUCGACCGUGUCCCAUUUUGAGGACUGGUGUGCGUAUUUUGCUGAUACCAACAUGGGUAACACAACAGCAAUCAGCAGGAAAAUCAACCUUGAAUUCAUUGUAGAAGUUGAAAGAAUGUGUGAUCGUUGAGGAGAAUUCAGCCAAGACUACCUAUGAAUUUCAACUUUGCUAUCGCAUUUAUAUACCCACAAUUGGGAAUAUCUAUCGACCACGUGAUAUGCAACAAAUGUGUCUUUAUCACGUGAAAAAAUUUCGGGAGGUAUGUAGGAUGGCAUGCAGAAGGCAGCCAUACGAUUUAAAUUUUUGUCUGGAUUUUUUGUGGCAAAAAGAAGUUUUAGAACAUUUUUCAAACAAAAAUUCAGAAUUUUGUUUAACAAUGGAAUCGAACGGUCAAUUUUCAUUCCAUUUUCUCGUGAACAUGAACAAAAAGCCAGAAAAUUCUCAUAAAUUUAUCCCUGAAAAUUCAGGGUAAUAUGUCGGUGAAUAUUCAUAUUAAAUUAUUCUUUUGUAAAUAUAGUUAUUCAUAUUAUCAAUAUCUCUACGAUGAGUUACAAAAAGUAUGGGUUUUAUUGUUUGGUUGACAUAUCUGACUCAAUCGUCGGCUAUACAAUGGCAUGCUGUACGACAAAAAUGGAUGUCAACAUUCAGAUUCUAAAAAUAUCUCAACAAAAUGAGUUUUUUUUUAAUUUCAAACAUGGGACAUAUUGAAGCAUCUGUUCUUCUCAAAUUCAAGCAAAUAUUUCAUUUAUUCAGGUGUUUUUCCGUCUUUGAAAAAUAUCUACAAAGGCCCGCGAAAUUCAGGUAUUGGUUUUUGUUGUGCAGAACUCGAUCACCAACCAGCCACCAGGCUGGUCUGGAGACUGGUAUGAACCCUUGUCGAUGAAGUAAUUGCAAGUGUUAAUAAAUUGGUGAAAUAAUCAAUCAUCAUGAUGAUUAACUUUCAAGGGCAAACACCUAGCAGCAUGACGCCCAAGGGCGACGCUGGUCUUUAGGAUUGACAAUGAAAAACCCUUUUUGUCAUCUUUAUCAUGAUGGACCAUUUUCCAACGUCUAAAUAUCUGUGAAAUUGGAUUAUUCGGCGAUUGAAAAUAUUAGCUUCUCUUAUAGGUUUCAAAUGUAGGAUUCUACGAAUAAUAAUCCUACGUGCUCAUUAGUGAUCAAUGCCAAAAAACACAUUUCAAUUCUUUUGAAAAUUUCUAAUCUAUUACAAAUUAUUUUUAAAUGACAUAUUAAUGAUUGGUACCGAAAAUGCCAUUCUUACCUCAUGGCUUAUCUUUCACAUCGCACGUGGAGUAUAUUUCGUUUUGUUUUUAGAUAAUGACAAUGACAUAAUUUUAUGUUAUUUGAUCCCGGUGAAAAUGCAAAGUUCUUAAUACUUCAACCUCACGAUAAUUCUGAAGUGUGGAGCUCAGACUAGGAACCAGUGCUUUUUCUAGUUGUAGCUUUAUUUGUUAUUCUUCCUCUGCCUCAUUUGUUUUCCCUUAAAGUGCUGUGUUGUGCAUAAUUUUUAACGAUAUCAAUUUUUUUCAUGUUGAUUCAAUGUAGCGCAUGGAAAUUCUAUUCCUAUCAACUUCAAUUGGAGUUGAUCAAAGUUGAAAAGCAAAGGGAAAUAAAAAUGAGAAAUAAAGAAAGAUUCAAAAUGAAUAGACGGUAUUUAUGUACGUUGUGAAUAAAAAUAUAUUUUCUCGCAAUUAUAGUAUAACAACAGAGUUAUGAUCAGCAUCUCGUUUCAUUUUCGUUUCAUUUCUUUGAAGAGUAUUUACAACUGGUUUUCCAUUCAGUUUCAUUCAGUUGGAUCUUUCGCGAUGUAUUUAUCAAGAAUCUUUUCACUGGGGUAAUCAGGCACUGACAAUUGACGGAAUCCUUCCUCGUCAACAAAGCAAAUCUCAUGGCCAUCCUAGGGAAAAUAAAAUAAACAUUAACAAUUACGAAUCAUUUUUUUUCCUCGGUCACAUUAUUCCGCAAUCAUUUUCGCGCUUACCGGAUCUGCCAAUAUUAUUACUCGAACUGAUGCCUUUCCUGGUGUGUCCAACGUUAUCAGAUCCGUCAAAAUUUUAUGGCCGGACUGUUUAAUGUUUUUCUGGAUUUCGGGCUGUUCUGCAUGAGGAACUGCAAAAGCUAUUCUUCCAUAGGCCUUUGCAUGGUUUAUUGGAGUUCC
This is a messenger RNA of Diachasmimorpha longicaudata, 8592 nucleotides long. RefSeq lists its product as uncharacterized. The transcript is spliced from 6 exons. Bases 885 to 2093 code for a protein of 402 amino acids. The record is from RefSeq and is a predicted model, not a curated record. Lineage: Eukaryota; Metazoa; Arthropoda; Insecta; Hymenoptera; Braconidae.